This is a messenger RNA of Octopus sinensis (East Asian common octopus), 963 nucleotides long. RefSeq lists its product as uncharacterized. The coding region runs from base 61 to 963 and encodes 300 amino acids. The record is from RefSeq and is a predicted model, not a curated record. NCBI's taxonomy places the organism in Eukaryota, Metazoa, Mollusca, Cephalopoda, Octopoda, Octopodidae. Gene Ontology annotation, cellular component: membrane. The transcript has 2 exons.
UUAUUUUUCUUUCAGACCUGAAAACUGCCCUUCGACUUGAGACAAUUCUGACCACCCAAUAUGGAAGAUAUUCAAAUGACAGCUGACUGUGAUUCCAACAUUUCACUCUUCAGAUAUGAAGCUGAUGAAUGGUUGAAUUUCUUUGUCCGUGUUGUAACCAUUCUAAUAUUCCUGUUGAACGUAUUUCUUAUUGCCGCCAUUUUCCUAGAUCGAAAAUCUCACGGGAAAACACGCACUUUAUCAUUAUUGAACUACAUGUUGAACUACGCUCUGUUUGCUUUACUCUAUUAUUUCCAGAACGUGCAUGCCCGUGUAACCCGAGAUUUAUCUCAGUCUAGCUGUCUGUUUAUCAUUCUAUCAUAUGCCUUUCUAAAGGAAGGACAUAAAUAUUCCUUAUUCCCAGUUUGCAUUGAUUUUAUUGUGAAAUAUUUUAAACCGAGUAAAUACGAAAAUAAAAGUUUUCUACGUACACAGUUCAUAUUAAUAGGAAUAUUUUGGGCCUUUGUAUUGAUCAAAGAAUUGGUAAUCAUUCUAGCUUUCUCGGAACCUGGUGCAUACGGAUGUUCUGUUCAUUUACAUAUAAAUUCCAAGCUUGCCGCAUUUGUAAUCGCAAUUCUGUUGACGAUUGCAAUGUUAGUGUUUAUAGGCUUGUUGAUCUACAUUGCUAUCAAGGGCAAAGAAUGUGAGAUGAUGAAAUCACCAUUAAUAACUUUUGUAAUUUUUGUUAUUUUGGUAGUUAUUUUACAUCUUGGAAAAACUUUAUUUUAUGUUGGACUUUGGGGGGCAAUAACUUAUAACAUAUUCUUCACUUACAAGCUCGUACAUUUUGUUGGCUUCUUGCUUUUGCCGUUUUUGUGGUUUUUUGAUGCCACUAUAAGACGAAGUAUUCGGAAAUUAUGUUCAGGGAAACGUAAAAAAACGGUAGCUACCCCAUCUCUUGAAUUAACUACAGAACUAAAUUAA